AUGAAAUUCGCAGCUCCUCUGAGCGCGCUGCUCAUCAACCUCUCGCUAUGGGCGCUCUGUCUUGCCGCAGAGGACAGAUCUCCAGAGCGGGACUCUGUGGCGUAUACGUACACUUACCAUGACGUCUACGGGCGCGCUAUGAUUACGUUCUGGAUCGUCGUUGUAGCUAUCGGCGUUUUGAACCAUGCUAUUCUUCAUAUCGCCAAUCUACAGAUAACUCGCAACUAUUCUCCAAAGUCCGGCAGCCGACUCCAGAACCUUUACAGUUGGGCACUCAACCGAAUCACAGUCCCGGCUUUUAUGGGAGACCGAUGCGCACAGAAAGUCGGUUGGGGAACUGUCCCUCCUCAAAUACAGUCCUGGACCUUGAUUGCUUUCCUCCUCCUCAACAUCGCCUUGAGCAUACUUGGAUACAAAAUCGUGCCAGUGAAUAUGUACUUUCCAUCAACAGCGAAACAGCUUCUUCGAUAUGUCUCGGACCGCACGGGCAUCAUAUCGUGGGCCAAUUUCCCGGUUAUCUGGUUGUUCGGAAUGAGGAAUAACCUCCUAAUGUGGUUGACUGGAUGGGACUUUGGAACGUAUAACAACUUUCACCGCUGGGUUGCGCGAAUCGCGACUCUUCAGGCGAUUGUCCACUCCAUUGGGUAUACCUGGUUAAUUGUCUUGGAGGGAGGCUGGGAGUAUUAUCUAUUCUGGUGGAACUAUAUGUUCUGGUGGGUUGGUGAAGUGGCAACGAUCGUCAUGUCUCUUCUCGUCGGAGCAUCCUUUUACUGGAUCCGACGUCAGCAGUACGAACUGUUCUUGGUCGUACACAUCAUCAUGUCAAUCAUCCUCCUCAUCACCAUGCUUGCCCACGUCUCCAUCUUCCAAGGCGAAUACGACGUAUUCUUCUGGGUCCCCUGCUUCAUCUGGGUCGGUGAUCGCGUCAUCCGGGCUCUUCGAAUAGCCGCUUUCAAUCCAAAGCUCUGGGAUACUUGGGCAACUUCCAUUUAUCAUCCGUCUUCCAACAUUGUUAGGCUUGUCGUUCCGUGGUCAAGCAGUCUGUAUAAACCAGCCCCGGGAACGUUCUUCUACAUCCAUGUUCUCAACGGACCUCGAUGCUGGGAAAGUCACCCCUUCACCGUGGCAAUGGUAAAAGAUGAAGGGGAACGUGGUUCGAAGCUCCUUGGCGAGCAAGCUCCUCUACUCGACGGCACUAUCGCUGAGCAAAGCCCUGAUCCCGUUGACUCACAGGAUAUACUCAGUGACUCUCGCACAAUGACAUUCUUGAUCCGUCCAUAUGACGGCUUCACCUCCAGACUCCGAGACACUGCGUCAGCAGUCUGGCCCAAAAAUGUCCCUCAACGAGUUCUCAUCGACGGUCCCUACGGACAUACUCGUCCCCUCCAUCUCUUUGAUAACGUAACAUUUAUAGUCGGCGGCAGCGGCAUCGUCGUUCCCCUAUCAUAUCUCCAACUCCUCACCGGCCCAACAACCCCUCGCUCCGUCAAAAUCCACUGGGCCGUUCGCGAACCUGCUUUCGCACUCGACGUCCUACAAACCGACAUCGAUGAUGCAUUAGGGAGCACGAAUCUCAGCGUCGAGAUACAUCUUACAACACAUACACCUCAAGAUGAACUGAGCGAGUGGCCAUCGCAGGUUACGUUACGAAAAGGAAGGAUAGAUGCUUCGGAUGUGGUGAGGAGGAGAAGUGAAGAGGUGAUGAGCGAGAGCCUUGCGGUUGUGGCGUGUGGACCGGCGCAGAUGGCGGAUGAUGCGAGAAAGACGGUUGCUGAUUUGUUACGAAAUGGAGUUAUGAGGGUAGAGUAUUUUGAGGAGAGCUUUCAGUGGUGA
This is a messenger RNA of Fusarium tjaetaba, 1833 nucleotides long. RefSeq names its product ferric reductase Fre2p. Gene Ontology annotation, cellular component: plasma membrane. Gene Ontology annotation, molecular function: ferric-chelate reductase activity. The coding region runs from base 1 to 1833 and encodes 610 amino acids. NCBI's taxonomy places the organism in Eukaryota, Fungi, Ascomycota, Sordariomycetes, Hypocreales, Nectriaceae. The record is from RefSeq and is a predicted model, not a curated record. Gene Ontology annotation, biological process: iron ion transport; intracellular iron ion homeostasis; copper ion import. The transcript is spliced from 7 exons.